Malania oleifera is the source of this 2728-nucleotide messenger RNA. RefSeq names its product transmembrane 9 superfamily member 12. The transcript is spliced from 2 exons. Gene Ontology annotation, biological process: protein localization to membrane. NCBI's taxonomy places the organism in Eukaryota, Viridiplantae, Streptophyta, Magnoliopsida, Santalales, Ximeniaceae. Gene Ontology annotation, cellular component: membrane. The record is from RefSeq and is a predicted model, not a curated record. Bases 344 to 2332 code for a protein of 662 amino acids.
GCGCAGUUGCCCAGGCCCAGCCAAGGCAGCCACCCAACCCAAGGACCCAUAUUUCAACAUUUAAACGCGCUUCUCCCAUAAAUGAACCAACCCUGCUCACUCCUCCCAACCCCUGCCCUAAUUCAACUGGCUUCGAUCGAAAUUUGCAUCGUUUUCCACUUUCAGGCUUCGAUCAAGACAAUUUUUGACCUAAUUGAUCUGAUCUGAACGGGGAUUUUGGCUGAUUUCGGAGAUCUGCGAUGGGACCGGCAAACAGAAAUUGAUUUUUCUUAGAUUUGGGUUUGAAUGGUUUUGUUGAAGUAAGACCAACCGAGCAGAGUUUGGAAGAUCUGCUUUUCGUCCGAUGGCUUUGUUAUAUUUUUCAUUGAGGAUGAAACCCGCUUUCUACUGGGCUUUUAUCUGCGUGGUUCUUUCUGUGCAUGCUUGCGUUGGGUUCUAUUUGCCAGGGAGCUACAUGCACACAUAUUCGACACGUCAACCUAUUUAUGCUAAAGUCAAUUCCUUGACAUCAAUUGAAACUGAGCUCCCUUUCAGCUAUUACAGUCUCCCGUACUGCCAACCCAAAGAAGGAGUGAAGAAAAGUGCAGAGAAUCUGGGAGAACUCCUUAUGGGAGACCAGAUUGACAACUCCCCGUACCGAUUCCGAAUGAAUGUCAAUGAGACUGUUUACCUCUGCACCACAAAUCCGUUGAAUGAGCAUGAGGUAAAGCUUUUGAAGCAGAGGACCCGUGAUCUGUAUCAGGUAAACAUGAUUUUGGACAAUCUACCUGCAAGGAGGUUUGCUGUGCGGGAUGGGUUGAAAAUUCAAUGGACCGGGUUUCCUGUUGGUUAUACGCCUCGCGAUGGUAAUGAUGAUUACAUCAUUAAUCACAUGAAGUUCACAGUUUUGGUUCAUGAGUAUGAAGGGAGUGGGGUGGAGAUAAUUGGUACAGGGGAAGAAGGUAUGGGCGUACUUACAGAAGCUGACAAGAAGAAGGCAUCUGGUUUUGAGAUAGUUGGUUUUGAGGUUUCCCCUUGCAGUGUUAAGUAUGACCCUGAAGCAAUGUCCAAGCUCCAGAUCUAUGACAACAUAUCUUCUGUUAACUGUCCGUCAGAGCUUGAUAAGUAUCAAAUAAUCAGGGAAAAAGAAAAAGUGUCAUUUACUUAUGAGGUUGAAUUUUUGAAAAGUAAUAUUCGGUGGCCAUCUCGAUGGGAUGCUUACUUGAAGAUGGAGGGUGCCCGUGUCCACUGGUUCUCAAUCCUGAACUCAUUAAUGGUGAUCUUCUUUCUGGCUGGGAUUGUGUUUGUUAUAUUUUUAAGGACAGUGAGAAGGGAUUUAACUAGGUACGAGGAACUGGACAAAGAAGCUCAAGCACAGAUGAAUGAGGAGCUUUCAGGCUGGAAGCUUGUUGUGGGGGAUGUGUUUAGAGAGCCAAAUAAUUCAAAGCUACUCUGCUUGAUGGUUGGAAAUGGGGUUCAAAUUGCUGGGAUGGCUGUAGUCACUAUUGUUUUUGCUGCCUUUGGUUUCAUGUCACCAGCUUCUCGGGGAAUGCUACUGACAGGGAUGAUAAUUCUUUAUCUUUUCCUGGGGAUUGCCGCCGGAUAUGUUGGUGUCCGGAUGUGGAGAACCAUGAAGGGAACUUCAGAAGGAUGGAGGUCACUUUCUUGGUCAGUUGCAUGCUUCUUUCCUGGGAUUGUUUUUGUAAUUCUUACAGGAUUGAAUUUUAUCCUUUGGGGCAGCAAUAGUACCGGUGCUAUUCCUAUUUCCUUGUAUUUUAUACUUCUGUCCCUUUGGUUCUGCAUUUCAGUGCCCCUUACCCUGUUAGGAGGAUUUUUAGGGACACGUGCUGAAUCUAUUGAAUACCCUGUGCGAACUAACCAGAUCCCAAGGGAAAUUCCUGCACGCAGUUAUCCAUCAUGGCUUCUUGUUCUUGGUGCUGGGACACUUCCAUUUGGAACCCUUUUUAUUGAACUUUUCUUCAUCCUUUCUAGCAUCUGGCUUGGGAGGUUCUAUUAUGUGUUCGGGUUCCUGCUUGUUGUCCUUCUGUUGCUGGUUAUUGUUUGUGCUGAAGUAUCUGUUGUACUCACUUACAUGCAUCUCUGUGUGGAGGAUUGGCAGUGGUGGUGGAAAGCUUUCUUUGCCUCAGGUUCAGUUGCCCUUUAUGUGUUCCUAUACUCCAUCAAUUACUUGGUGUUUGACCUUCGAAGCUUGAGUGGCCCUGUGUCAGCUAUGGUCUAUCUUGGCUAUUCAUUGAUCAUGGCAAUUGCUAUCAUGUUGUCUACUGGCACAAUUGGUUUUCUCACGUCAUUUUACUUUGUCCAUUACCUUUUCUCAUCCGUAAAGAUUGAUUAAAUCCCUUAGGCAUAUUUCAUUGGCAAGUUGAAGCCUCUUCGUCUAUAGGAAGAUGAAAAUUUCUUCAACCAACAUUUUGCUUCACCAAACUCUCUGUCCUAGCUGGUAAUUCUGCGUAUUAUCACAAGGUUCUCAGAUGAAUGACUGACUGCAUGGAAUGACUGCUAUUCUGUUUGUUUCUUGAGGUAAGAAGAUUUUUAUUGUUCUGAAGUUGAGACAUAUUGGUCUUGUACUUAGUGUGUUAUGCGAAGCAUUAUGCCCUUUAAUGUUGGCUUUGAGCUUUAUUUGGAUAGUAUCUCAAUUUAUUCAAAAUUUCUUUCAUGAUGUAACUGGUUAGACUCCUAUGUUUUUUUAUUUUAUUAAUCAGAUAGGUAGUGUUGACCUGGUUUUCUGCUA